AUGCAGAACCCGUUACCUGAUCCCACCGUAUUUCCCGCCGCACCGUCCUACACUUAUCCACCCACACCAACGCCUGGACCAUCCCAGCCGAUAUCGACCAUACAGACGCAGCACCCGCUCACCCCGCCCACACCAUCCACUCCAUGCAGUGUUAGAAGAAGAACGCGUGGACGGCAAGCACCAGUCUCACCUGAUGGGAAAGCAGUCAAAUACCGAUCCAAGAACGGAGAGCUUAAAGACAGGCCGUUUAUCUGUCCCGUUGCUGCUUGUGCGGUGACAUUUAGUCGUAACGAGCAUUUAAAGAGGCACAUCAAGUGCGUGCAUUCAGAUGACGAAGGUUGGGUUUGCCAGUAUGGCGAGUCGUGCAUGAAGACCUUCACUAGGAAGGAUAACUAUCGACAGCACGUGCGGAAGGACCACCCAAAUCAAAUUUGGGUGAACUGA
Messenger RNA from Pisolithus orientalis, 444 nucleotides. RefSeq lists its product as uncharacterized. The transcript has 2 exons. The record is from RefSeq and is a predicted model, not a curated record. Gene Ontology annotation, molecular function: DNA-binding transcription factor activity, RNA polymerase II-specific; RNA polymerase II cis-regulatory region sequence-specific DNA binding. Bases 1 to 444 code for a protein of 147 amino acids. Gene Ontology annotation, cellular component: chromatin. Gene Ontology annotation, biological process: regulation of transcription by RNA polymerase II. Lineage: Eukaryota; Fungi; Basidiomycota; Agaricomycetes; Boletales; Pisolithaceae.